Aspergillus puulaauensis is the source of this 3075-nucleotide messenger RNA. RefSeq names its product Sec23/Sec24 family protein (gene SFB3). The transcript is spliced from 6 exons. Bases 1 to 3075 code for a protein of 1024 amino acids. The record is from RefSeq and is a predicted model, not a curated record. Gene Ontology annotation, molecular function: zinc ion binding; SNARE binding. Gene Ontology annotation, cellular component: endoplasmic reticulum exit site; COPII vesicle coat. NCBI's taxonomy places the organism in Eukaryota, Fungi, Ascomycota, Eurotiomycetes, Eurotiales, Aspergillaceae. Gene Ontology annotation, biological process: endoplasmic reticulum to Golgi vesicle-mediated transport; intracellular protein transport; COPII-coated vesicle cargo loading.
AUGGACCAGAACUACUAUCAAUCCCCCGCCCAGGGAGUCGCUCCUGGCGAAGACCCCUCCAAUCCCAAUAGAUUUCCACCUCAGCAUCCCUAUCCAGGGCAGCACCCUGCCGGUUUCCCUCCCGGUCCCUCCCCUCCUCAGCCCGGUGCCUAUUAUGGAGCUGGUGCACCCUCCAACCAACAAUGGCCGUCGGCCGCCGCAUACGGCUCCCCGCCUCCCCCAGGGCCACAACAGCCUCUACAACCCCCAACCCAAUUCGCAUACAAUACUGGUACUCAACCCGGCUUGGCAGUGCCGGCCGCAGUGCCCACUGAUCCAUCAAUGGCCGGGCUGAAUUCUCAGAUGAGCGGGUUGGGUAUAAUGGGAGAAGGGGUGCCUCGGAGUUCGAAAAAGAAACACCGUCACGCACAUCACGACAUUGGGGCAGCGGCGCCAGCGCCAGCCCAGCAAUUCGCAGCUGCUCCAGCGGACGCCCUGCAGCAAUCCUCGUCCCAAUUCUUGAAUACUGGGUUAAACCAAGGCCCUCCCUCCGCGUCCCCAGCCUUGGGUUCUUCGGGGCUUGUUCCUCAACCAACAACACUCGGUCCUGCACCAGAGCCCGGCCAUGGAACAGUCCCUACCCAAGGGGGAAUUGACCCGGAGCAGAUCCCUAGCAUACCACGCUCGCGCGAUAUUCCGGCACAGUACUACUUUAGCCAUGUCUAUCCCACAGUGGAACGGCAUUUACCUCCCCCAGCGGCCGUUCCGUUUAUUGCCCAUGACCAAGGCAACUCGUCGCCGAAAUAUGCCCGUCUGACGUUAAAUAAUAUCCCCUCCUCCUCCGACUUCCUUUCCUCUACUGGACUCCCGCUGGGAAUGGUUCUGCAGCCGUUCGCGCGCCUCGACGAAGGGGAGCAACCCAUUCCUGUGCUCGAUUUCGGAGACGUGGGACCUCCUCGGUGUCGCCGCUGCCGGACCUAUAUCAACCCUUUCAUGUCGUUUAGAGCUGGUGGGAAUAAAUUCGUUUGCAACAUGUGCACGUUCCCUAAUGACGUCCCGCCCGAGUAUUUCGCGCCGAUCGAUGUUACAGGGUCGCGCGUCGACCGCAUGCAGCGCCCAGAGCUUAUGAUGGGGACUGUCGAGUUCCUCGUGCCGAAGGAUUACUGGAACAAAGAGCCUGUUGGUCUCCAGACGUUAUUCCUGAUCGAUGUCAGCCAAGAGUCGAUCAACAGAGGAUUUUUGAAAGGAGUGUGUAAGGGUAUCAUGAAAGCCCUCUACGAAGACGAGCCAUCAGAAAAUGUGGAUGAAGCUGAGCCAGCCCGGAAACUACCCGAGGGAUCGAAGAUCGGAAUUGUUACUUAUGACCGCGAAGUGCAAUUCUACAAUCUCAGCGCGGGACUUCAGCAAGCCCAGAUGAUGGUGAUGACGGAUCUACAAGAACCGUUUGUUCCUCUCAGCGAGGGAUUGUUCGUGGAUCCAUAUGAAUCAAAGGAUGUUAUUACCUCACUUCUAAAACAGAUCCCGACUAUCUUCUCCCGCGUAAAGUCCCCAGAGUGUGCUCUCCUUCCAGCUCUCAAUGCAGCACUCUUCGCAUUACAGGCUACUGGUGGUAAAGUUAUUGGUGCAAUAUCGUCGCUGCCUACUUGGGGCCCAGGGGCUCUGUCGCUUCGGGAUGAUCCUAAGGCUCAUGGAACCGAUGCGGAAAGGAAACUUUUCACGACGGAAAAUACCUCCUGGCGAGAAGUCGCAGGUAAAAUGGCCGAGGCCGGUAUUGGUUGCGACAUGUUCGUAGCAGCCCCUAGCGGGACAUAUAUGGAUGUUGCUACUAUCGGCCACGUUCCUGAAGUUACUGGAGGUGAAACGUUCUUUUACCCCAAUUUCCACGCUCCAAGGGACAUUCGAAAACUCUCGGAGGAAUUGGCACAUGCGGCAACGAGAGAGACAGGCUAUCAAGCGCUGAUGAAGGUCCGUUGCUCCAACGGAUUGCAAGUGUCUGGCUACCACGGAAACUUCGUGCAACAUACUUUCGGCGCUGAUCUUGAAAUCGGUGCAAUUGAUGCGGACAAAGCUAUUGCUGUCCUCUUCAGCUAUGAUGGCAAGCUUGAUACUAAGCUGGAUGCGCAUUUCCAAGCCGCCCUAUUAUACACAUCGGCGAAUGGGCAACGUCGGGUACGCUGUAUCAACAUAGUGGCAGCGGUUAACGAGGGCGGCUUGGAGACGAUGCAGUUCGUUGACCAGGACGCAGUUGUGAGCAUAAUCGCUAAAGAGGCGGCCGCGAAAACCUUGGACAAGAACCUCAAAGACCUUCGAGCGAACAUCACGGAGAAAACCGUUGAUAUCUUCAGCGGCUAUCGUAAAAUCUUUUCUGGGUCGCAUCCUCCUGGUCAACUUGUAUUGCCGGAGAACCUCAAGGAAUUUUCCAUGUACAUUUUAGCCUUGAUCAAGUCGCGGGCCUUCAAAGGUGGUCAAGAAUCAUCAGACAGACGAAUUCACGAUAUGCGGAUGCUACGAUCGAUUGGCUGCUCUGAAUUGUCACUAUACUUGUACCCUCGAAUCAUUCCUAUCCAUAAUAUGCAGCCAGAGGAUGGAUUUCCGAAUGAGCAGGGCUACCUACAAGUCCCACCCGCCCUUCGGGCUAGUUUCUCAAAGAUCGAAGAGGGUGGAGUGUACCUGGUCGAUGAUGGACAGCAAUGUAUCUUAUGGCUUCACUCGCAGGUAUCUCCUAACCUCCUAGAAGAUCUCUUUGGCCCCGGGAAUGCAUCAUUACAUGAGCUCAACCCGCAAACAUCAUCAAUUCCGGUGCUUGAAACACAUCUCAACGCACAGGUCCGCAACUUGCUACAGUACUUCUCAGGCAUCCGAGGGUCCAAGGCGGUAACAAUCCAACUUGCCCGCCAGGGGCUAGACGGCGCCGAGUACGAAUUUGCGCGGUUAUUAGUAGAAGACCGUAACAGCGAGGCGCAGAGCUACGUUGACUGGCUAGUGCACGUUCACCGGCAAAUCAACAUGGAGCUUGCUGGACGUCGGAAACGUGAGGAAACGAGUACGGAGGGAUCACUGGCGGGACUAACUGGGUUACGAGCACCCUAUUGGUAA